Molecule: messenger RNA, 2274 nt
Organism: Notothenia coriiceps (black rockcod)
Lineage: Eukaryota; Metazoa; Chordata; Actinopteri; Perciformes; Nototheniidae
Product: tyrosine-protein phosphatase non-receptor type 9-like
Exons: 13
Coding region: 1-2274 (757 amino acids)
Biological process (GO): protein dephosphorylation
Molecular function (GO): protein tyrosine phosphatase activity
Source: RefSeq, a predicted model, not a curated record
AUGGGCCUGGAGGAUUAUGAGUUGCCAGGCCAGGUCAGGAGCAUGGCAGGGUGUAUUGGGCAGCACCCAGCUCUUCCAGUUUCUGUCUCCCACACCCCAGUUCUCUCCUCGGCCGUACUUGCCGCCCACCGCCCCGGUCCUAAAUCACCGGCUGUCAGCCUGUUGGCAGAACAAUGGGGCAGGGUCUUCUGCUCCGUCUCAGGCUCCAGCCGACUGGACACGGUUUCCUCCAUCGUUAGUGUGAGCCCGUACCCUCUCUGGUCCUUCCUGGCCCCUGAGCCCCACGGGGCCCAAAGGAGCCUUGGGGCUGUGGAGGAGUUCCUGGGUGAGGUGCGCAGCAGGGAGCAGCCUCACAGCGCUGGGCUCGUGUCCCAACCCACAGCUGUAAAGUUUCUUAUGGCCCGCAAGUUUGACGUCUCCAGAUCCAUCGACCUCUUCCAAGCAUACAAGAACACAAGAAUCAAAGAGGGCAUCAUCAAUAUCAACCCUGACGAGGAGCCCCUACGCUCUGAGCUGCUGAGUGGCAAAUUUACAGUCCUGCCUGGCCGUGAUGCAAAUGGUGCCGCUCUAGCGCUCUUCACUGCUCGUCUCCAUCGGCCAGACGUCACCACCCACAGAGCGGUGCUGCAGGCCAUCAUCUAUCAGCUGGACAAAGCCAUAGAGAGUUUACAAACUCAAAAAGACGGCCUCAUAUUUAUUUACGACAUGACCAACUCCAGCUAUGGCAACUUUGACUAUGAGCUCUGUGUCAAAAUCCUCAAUUUGCUCAAGGGCGCAUUUCCAGCUCGUCUGAAGUGUGUCUUCAUUGUAUCAUCACCUCUUUGGUUCCGCGCACCUUUUGCAGUCCUCCGCUUAUUUGUGCGCGAGAAGCUGAGAGAAAGGGUGUGCACAGUGAAAGCUCAUGAGUUGGCCGGUCACAUCCCCGUCUCCUCCCUCCCUGAACACCUGGGUGGGACGUCCCAGUAUAGCCACGUGGCUUGGAUCCAGUCCUGCGUUAACGCACACACAAACGCAGAUCAGGGCGACACACAAGAACAGGACUCCCGCGACUGUGUGGGGAGCCUGCUGCGCUCCUACAGCUUAGAGUGCAGCAACACAAGCGCAGGCGCUACUCUGUCCCACACCCACAUAAACACACAGCUAGGUUCCGAGCUAGCCGUAGCUAACUCUAACUGCUACGACGAUACUAAUGCUAACCCACACAACCACUGCGGAGUGGUGGAGGGCAGGACUCAAGGCCAGGGGCAGAACCAGCAGAGCCCUCAGUCUGCUGCAAACAGGCGGCAGGGGAACCACCAACACUGGAACGGCUCCGCAGUGAGCGGGGACAACAUGGCGGUCAGCGGCUCGAGCCCCAACUUCAACAUUAAUGGUCGUGGCCGCCAAGCCCCUCCCCAAUCAGAUACGCCCCCCGACACACCGCUUUCCCAUAAAGAUGAUGGGGAUGAAGUGGAUGGACAGUUAGCAGACCCUGCCCAAAGCUCUCAGAACGACGAUGUUAAGGAGGAGGAUGACGAGGAAGAGGAGGAGGAGGAGGAGGAGGAAGAUGAUGAUGAUGGGGAGGAGGAGGAGGAUGGGGAGGAAGAGGAAGGCGUGCCCCCUUUGCCCCAGAAAUCAUUGCCUCGACCCCCCCACCAGCCCUCCUCCCAGUCCCCGCCCCUGUCUUCAUCGUGGGGUCCUGAUGAGGAGGACAGCUGCAUGGAGAUGUCUGUCCACAUGCCGGAGCAGGGAGGCAUGAAUGUGCCCGAUCUGGUGGAACACGUGAAGAGGAAGAAGAAGAAGGGGAUUUAUCAGGAGUACGAGGAGAUACGAAAGGAGCCCCCAGCAGGCACCUUUGACUACUCCAAAAAACUGGCAAAUCAGAUAAAGAACAGGUACAGCGAUGUUCUCUGCCUGGACCAGUCACGGGUCCGACUCUGCGAGCUCUGUGAUGAUGAAGAUGAGACACCAGACUACAUAAAUGCCAGUUUCAUGGAUGGGUACAAGAGGACCAACGCCUACAUCGCAACUCAGGGUCCUUUGCCAAAAACUUUUGGUGACUUCUGGCGCAUGGUCUGGGAACAGAUGGUACUUAUCAUUGUCAUGACCACCAGGGUGGUGGAGCGCGGGCGUGUUAAGUGUGGUCAGUACUGGCCUCUGGAGGAUGGAAAGACUGAGCAGCACGGAUACUUCCUGGUCAGGAGCACACACGUCCAGGUGUUUCAGGACUUCAAACUCUCUCAUCUUGAACUUUACAACACACAGGCAGGGGAUCUCAGUCUGUUCGGCUCCUGA